AUGGUGAACACUCGCAAGGAGUCUUAUGUGCCUAAACAGUUUGAAGAUGCACCUAAUGUCAUUACCUCUUCGCCUCCUCCAAUACAACAUGCAAGGGUCAUAGGUCGUCGGUUCAAGAGCACUCCUCCCCGGAGACCCUAUCGGCUUCUGUCUGAGAAAGUGCAGGGCGAGGCCUCUAGUAGGCUGCAGGAGUCUUUACGUUCUGAGGCAGUGUCUGAAGUCGGUGAGUCUGCUGUUCCUGUCUCUCCUGUUGUGCAUGCACAUCGAGCUUUUAAGGCCACUAAACCCUCAGGGCCAGUUACAGCCGAGAGGCUCCCUUCUGAUCCUCCAGUUUCCAUUCACUCCCAAGAGAGCUCAUCAACCGAAGGGGUAUUCAUUCCAACUCCAGGAGACCCUCGAUGCUCACCAGCUAUACCUUCAAGUCAUUCUCCCUCUGUUCACUCUCCCCGAUUGAAACUACCUACUUCACAACCGGAUGCGGUGCCUGCACACAUUUUUGAAAUCGCUACCGCUGCAAGUGAGACUAAUGGCUCUCAACAUGAUGAUCAGUGUGCUUCUUUUAACCAGACUGAGAUACCUCAUGAAGACAUUCCUCUUCCUACUGAUGAUCCCAUUGCACCAUCUUCUGAAGGAAGGCCAGAGUCACCUAAAGGUCCUAAACCCCCAAAAAGAAAAACUCAACAGGCUAGAAGAAAUGUUACCACAAAAACUGGCAGAAAGAAAAUCCCUGCAAAUGUUCCAUAUGUUCCCAUUGAUGGAAUUUCUUUUCAUCACGAGGAAAGCGUUCAACACUGGAAGUUUGUGAUGCAGAGGAGAAUUUCCGAUGAGUUAAUUAGAGAAUUUAUUGUUAAUCUGCCUGAUGAUUUUAAUGAUCCAAGUAGUGUUAAUUAUCAGACGGUGCACAUUAGAGGGUUCAAAUUUGUGAUUUCACCUGCUGUGAUAAAUGAGUUUCUUGGAAAUACUGUUGAUAUUGACUACUCUUCAUCAUGUCCUACUACUGAGGUUUUAGCUAAUGUCUUAUCUGGAGGGACCUUGUCCACAUGGCCUGUGAAUGGAAUCCCUGUAGCUGCUCUCAGCGUCAAGUAUGCCAUACUGCACAAGAUUGGCAUUGCCAAUUGGUUCCCUUCCUCACAUGCCUCAAGCAUAUCUGCUGCCUUAGAUACAUUCUUGUAUCAAAUUUGCAAUAGUGAUAAAGUAGAUACGGGUGCCUUCAUUUACAAUCAACUGUUGACGCAUGUUGGGUCGUUUAGGGUCAAGGUUCCCAUUGCUUUUCCGAGGUUGUUCUCCAGUCUGCUACUUCAUCUAAAUGGAGUGGUGCUUACUGCAUCUGAUGCUCCUGGACCUGAACCUAAGACAAUUGCACUUAGCUACAGACUCUUUCAAGGCAGUCAUGUGCCUGAUAUUGACCAUGAUGUGCAUCCAACUUGGGGCCCACGUAUUUUUGACACUACUGACUGGGAUGAAUCUGCUGAAGGCUUCUAUGUGGAUCGUGAGUUAGCUACCCGCAUUAUUAAUUCCUUGACUGCUGAAUCUCGUGCACUGACUAACUCCAUCACUCUAUUGUCUGAACGUCGAUUAGAGGUUGAUGCUCUCAUUCGACAUUUGAAGUCUUCGGCACCAUCUACUAGUCGUCAGCAGCCACCAUCUGGUUAA
Messenger RNA from Cucumis melo (muskmelon), 1653 nucleotides. RefSeq lists its product as uncharacterized. The transcript is spliced from 3 exons. NCBI's taxonomy places the organism in Eukaryota, Viridiplantae, Streptophyta, Magnoliopsida, Cucurbitales, Cucurbitaceae. The record is from RefSeq and is a predicted model, not a curated record. The coding region runs from base 1 to 1653 and encodes 550 amino acids.